GUAACGUAUCAAACUUUGAUAACUAAUACAUUACAUAACACAUUCAUAAUGGCCACCAAGAGAUUUUUUCAAGAACUAGAAUUACCUGAACAGAAAUCUUACGGAGAUGACAUUCUCUUUCCAGUUGUGUUGUCUCAAGUCACGAAUCCGAAACUAACACCAAAAGAACAAUUGCAUGCGUUUGAAGAAGCGAUCAGAGUGGAAAAACCAUGGUUAGAAUCUCUUCUACGGGAAAGGGGUGUUAUUCUGUUUCGAGGCUUCCCAGUUAUCACUCCUUGUGAUUUCAACGAUGUUGUGGAAGCGUUUGACUACCCUGAAGUACCCUAUAUUGGUGGUAUAGCCCCGAGAACCAAAGUGGUUGGUAGAAUUUACACUGCAAAUGAAAGCCCUCCCGAUACGAAAAUCGCUUUCCAUCAUGAGAUGUCUUAUAUCCCAAACUUCCCCCCCAAGAUAUUUUUCUAUUGUGAAGAAGCACCAGAACUAGGGGGAGAAACACCAAUAGUUUUAAGCCAUAUCAUAUAUGAUAAAAUGAAGGAGAAGUACCCAGAGUUCGUUGCGAAGAUAGAGGAGCAUGGAUUGACUUAUAGUGUAUUUAUAAAAAGUGAUAAGGACCAACCAUCAAUGAUCGAUGGCAGAGGUUGGAAGUCGGUAUACAAUACUGAUGACAAAAAAGUCGCGGAAGAAAGGGCGGCAAAGCUGGGAACAAAGCUGGAAUGGAUGGAGAAUAGUGUAAAGAGUAUAACAGGUCCACUGCCAGCUGUAAGAUUGGACAAGGACAACCAACGUAAAACGUGGUUCAAUAAUCUGACUCGUACUUUGAAUUCUACUCAAGGUAUACUCGUUGAGCUAGGCAAUGGCGACCCGGUGCCUAAUGAUGCAAUGGAAGAUUGUUCGAGAAUCUUGGAAGAAGAAUGUGUUACUAUACCUUGGAAGAAAGGUGAUAUUAUGCUUGUUAAUAAUCUGACUGUUCUACACAGCAGACAACCACUGUUAAAACCUCCUCGACGCAUACUUGUAUCCAUUUGCGAGUGACAAUUUGCACUUUUAAAUUGACAAGUUUUCUAGUAGUAAUAAAUUUCUUGCAAAAACACUAGUUUGACGAGAAGUAAUGAUAUCAUGGUGAUGUGCAUAA
Erigeron canadensis is the source of this 1132-nucleotide messenger RNA. RefSeq names its product clavaminate synthase-like protein At3g21360. The transcript is spliced from 3 exons. The coding region runs from base 49 to 1032 and encodes 327 amino acids. NCBI's taxonomy places the organism in Eukaryota, Viridiplantae, Streptophyta, Magnoliopsida, Asterales, Asteraceae. The record is from RefSeq and is a predicted model, not a curated record. Gene Ontology annotation, molecular function: oxidoreductase activity.